Molecule: messenger RNA, 2547 nt
Organism: Striga hermonthica
Lineage: Eukaryota; Viridiplantae; Streptophyta; Magnoliopsida; Lamiales; Orobanchaceae
Source: the annotation of a GenBank genome assembly
UUUCAUUUCUAGGGUUGUUAUGGCGGAUUUUGAUCAAGAGCUCUCGGAGCGGCUUAAUAAAGUUGCCCUUUCUGUCAAUGAAGAAAAAAUCUUUGAUAUAGCUCAGAACGACAUUAAGCUCAGUGAUGACGAGUGCAAUCGAAGCCUUUUCGGCAAAAUAGUUGGAGAUAGGCCAGCAAGCUGGAUUGGUAUAAAGCGAGCAAUGUCCCAAAUCUGGAAGCUUAAUCAAGCUAUGGAAGUGAAAGAACUCUGCCCAAAUUAUUUUCAAUUUAUUUUUCAAAACCGGGAUGAUAUGAAGAAGGUGGCUAGUGGUACCAAUUGGAGUUUCGAGAACCAGUACCUCGUCUUGAGAGAAUGGGAUAUGAAUAUCAACAGCAAACACCCUAGUUUCCGGGAGCUGAAUAUUUGGGUCCAGGUUCAAAACAUUCCUCUUAAUUGGAUCAGUACGGAAGUGGGGCUCAAGAUAGGCCAGGCCUUCCACAAGGUCAAGAAUGUGGUUAUUGCGACUACAGGGAAUCAUGGAGGUAAGAUUCUAAAACUCUUAGUCACUCUCAAUGUGGAAGAAUCUAUUCCUCGUAUGGCUAAGGUGAGGCUGGGAAAUCAGUUAGUGACAGUCGGCUUCAAGUACGAGAAACUUAUCAACCUCUGUCACUAUUGCAGAAAAAUUGGUCACUUAGAUAGAGCAUGCCAAUUAAAAAUGGAUGAUAUUCGAAAUAAUUCUCUCAGAGAAGAACAGUAUGGUGAUUGGUUAAGAGCUCCUGAUGGUGUUAAAGGAAAUCCUUCCAGUUUUUCAGGCUCUAGAUCAACCCCACCUCCAGAAUCUCCAUCACCCUCAGAUAACAAUAUAUCCCAAAAAGCUUCUUCCAGUCAAGGGCAAGCCAAUAAUCAAAUAAUCCCCAGCACUGGAAUAAUUGAGUCACCAGCUCAGUCAAUGGGUGCACCUUCUGUAGUCUCAACUACUGGUAAUGCUGCAGAGAUGGGGAACCUAGAAGAAGCUAAUCUGCAAAUUGUGGAUGCUAACCCCAUGGAUCUUGAAAAAGGAGAGUUAUCCCCAAUCUCAGAGUUCACAUUUCAUCAUGAGUCUCUCCCAGCAUCUCAACAUCAUCCUCUGAAAUCAUGGAAAAGAACAGGUACAAGAUUGAACAGACUUCUCAGUAACAAUGAUUCUCCUAUUAUUAUUAACCAGCAGUCCAAGGGCAAAAGAAUCAGGCAAGUUGUGGACUCAUCUACACUUCCUGAGGAUCAUGAUUCUGUAUGUAAUAAGUUAGGUUUUGUUAAUAGAAUGGCUAUUGUAGACCCCUUUGGUCUUAGUGGGGGUCUUGUUUUGUUGUGGGAUUCCCAAGUUGUUGUUAAUCAAAUUAUCUGUAAAAACUUUUUUAUUGCUGUUGAGUUCCAGUUGCAGUCCCAACCCCUUCAAUGGGGUGUUUUUGUCUAUAUUAGUCCUCUCAGACUGACUAGAGAAUCCCAAUGGGAGGAAUUAAUUACUGCCAAAGCUCAAUGGGGAUCUUAUUGGUUUUCAAUUGGGGACUGGAAUGACAUCCUCUCUAAUUCUGAAAAAGCUGGAGGAUCCAACAGACCUGCUCACAGCCUCAUGGGGUUCAACUCCUUUGUAUCUGAUAUGAACAUGAUGGAAGUCAAUUCUACUGGUUAUGCUUUCACUUGGAGCAACAACAGAGCAAUGCCUGGCCUUAUUGAGGAAAAGUUGGAUAGAGCUUUCUGCUCUCUUGAUUGGUCUCACUCAUAUCCCAAUGCUUCAGUUACCAAUAUUCUCAGAAGCUCAUCAGACCAUGCUGCUCUCCUCUUAAGCAUUGGUCCUCCUACCUUGAAAAGAAAAGCUCCCUUCCAAUUUGACAAGAGAUGGUUGUGUAUGGAGGGUUUUAAUGAUGUAGUGACUUCUGCUUGGAAUACCCACGUGUCAGGUACUCCUCUAUUCCAACUCAAAGAAAAGGUCAAGCAUACCAGGAUUGCUAUUCUUAUAUGGAGCUCAUCCAAUCUAUCCUCAAGGCAACAAGAAAUCUCUGACCUUACUCACCAAAUGGAGGAUCUCAAUUCUCAUGGGAAGGUUGAGAACUGGGAACUAUGGGAAGAAACUAAGAGGAAACUGAACAAGGCACAUAUGUUGGAGGAGCUUCAUUGGCAGCAGAAGGCAAAGUACAGAUGGUUAAAAGAAGGGGAUGCCAAUACCAGGUUCUUUCAUGCCUUCACUCUCCAGAGAAGGAAACUUAAUGCUAUAACCCGGUUGACUUCCCACAAUGGCAGAGUCUUAUCUUCUCAAUCUGAGCUGGAAUCACAUAUCUCUGAGUUCUAUACUUCUCUAUUCUCCUCAGAGGGCAGUUUUCUGAUGAGCAUUCUUGAGAAAUACAAAUUAUUCACUGGACAGACGGUUAACCUUCAGAAAUCUGCUGUCUUCUUCAGCAGAAACACAUCUGACCACCUGAAGAGAUCAAUCUGCAAUGCUCUGAACAACAUUGUCUCUCACAGAUCAACCAAAUACUUUGGCUUGCCUUUGGGAAUUGGUAGAUCUAAAAAACAAGUUUUUGAUUAUGU